This is a messenger RNA of Chiloscyllium plagiosum (whitespotted bambooshark), 2102 nucleotides long. It is a transcript of the gene hey1, whose product is annotated as hes-related family bHLH transcription factor with YRPW motif 1. Gene Ontology annotation, biological process: regulation of DNA-templated transcription. The record is from RefSeq and is a predicted model, not a curated record. NCBI's taxonomy places the organism in Eukaryota, Metazoa, Chordata, Chondrichthyes, Orectolobiformes, Hemiscylliidae. Gene Ontology annotation, molecular function: protein dimerization activity; DNA binding.
GCAGCCGAGCGGGCAGCAAGUGCGGGCCGGGAGCUCCAUUCACUCACAUGUUACACCGCGACUAACCCGAGAGCGCAGCAUGAAGAGAACUCACGAGGACAGCUCGUCCGACAGCGAACUGGACGAGCCGAUCGAGGUGGAGAAGGAGAGCGCCGAUGAAAAUGGGAACUUCAGCACAGUCACAGGCUCCAUGUCCCCCAGUACAUCCUCCCAGGUCCUGGCUAGGAAAAGGAGGCGAGGGAUCAUCGAGAAGCGUCGCCGGGACCGUAUUAACAACAGCUUGUCAGAACUGCGCAGACUGGUUCCCAGUGCUUAUGAAAAACAAGGCUCCGCCAAACUGGAAAAGGCAGAAAUUUUGCAAAUGACUGUUGAUCACUUGAAGAUGCUGCAUGCAGCCGGUGGCAAAGGUUAUUUUGAUGCUCAGGCACUAGCUAUGGAUUACCGCAGCCUGGGAUUUCGAGAAUGCUUGGCUGAAAUGGCUCGGUACUUGAGUAUUAUCGAAGGCCUGGAGAACAGUGAUCCUCUCUGUGUGCGUUUGGUCUCUCACCUCAAUAACUAUGCAUCUCAGAGGGAAGCUGCAAGUACUGCACCCCCUAACAUUGGACACCUCUCCUGGGGUACUGGCUUCAGCCAGCACCCACAUCAUCAUUUGCACCCGCUCCUCCUGCCACAGGCUGCCCAUAAUAGCAAUAGUACUGCUGCCUCGACAGAGCCACACCAUCAGAACAGGAUUGGAACAUCCUCGCACACAGAUACCUCUCCACUUAGAAUGGCUCCUAAUUGCAGUGUUGGUCCAGUCAUCCCAGUGGUCACCUCCUCCACCAAACUGUCCCCACCUUUAUUCUCAAUGUCAUCCUUGUCUGCAUUCCCUCUGUCUUUUAGCACUUUCCCCUUGAUUUCUCCCAGCAGCUUCAGCUCAUCCACUCAGACUCCAAUAAGCAACAUUGCCAAGCCGUACAGACCUUGGGGGACAGAGAUCGGCGCUUUCUAAAGACUCUUUUCCAGGAUUGUCAUGCCUCAUGAAUUCUUAGCUUAAACUUGAUGGAGCUGAGGUAUUACCAGCAUAGUUGCCAUGGAAUAUUCAGGAUGUGCUUCCAUUCUCUGCAGACUAAUAAUGUACAACAGCAAAUCAAUCCAAAAUUCUUGUGAAUGCGGCAACAUAAAUGGCCUCUUUGGCUCACAAUAUGUUAAAUAAUAUUCUUAUGUGAGCAGUCUGACCCUUUCAUUCCUGAGGUAGUCAGUAUUCAGAUAAAAAUGUUUAGAAGUUGAUUUUAUUAGUGUGACUAGUCAAAACAGGCAGUAUGCCAGUUUUCUUCAAGGUUCCAGAGAUCAUUUCAGACGUUUUAUCAGUUUUCUUGGAGCUUUGCAUAUAAAAGUUAUUCAUUUUUUAAGAGAUGUCUAAUAUAAAAUUGGAUUAAAUUUAUUUGUCUUAAAUGAAUUAAGUUCUUAUUCUUUAUUUCAAAAAAGGAUUAAGCAGUGAUGUGCUUAAAAGGCUGCAUUUUUAAAUUAAGGCAGGUUGUGUUUAGGUAUGGUAAAGUUUCCUGUUACAAAGGCCUGUGUAAGUGUGGCAUUGUACACAGCCUGAGAUUAGGCAAUUAAAUUUUUCAUGUCUUUGUUAUUUGGUUAGCCACAUAUUGCCUGAAACUAUUAAUUUACUACCUUUCAACUGUUUCAAAUGGAACAGAUUUAUUGUUAAUCACCAAUGGCACUAUCCAUCUAUUUAUUUUAUGCCAACAUCUGUACAUGACUAUCUACAAGGUCAACAUUACAUGCCUUACACUCAACAAAAAAUGUAAAAAUAACAAGGUCAACAUGUAGAGAUCAAUACACUGGUGUCCAGAAUUAUUAAAAAUGCCUAAAUAAUGUAAAUAUCUUUCUCAGUGAUAUUUUAUAUUUUUAAUGUUGCUGAUUGGAGCGAUGACAAAUCAGAUUUCCAGCUUUUUUUUCAGCGAAUGUUAGAUGCUAAAGGGUUUUCAAUGCUGAAACUGUUAAUUUUUGCAAGAUAAUAGCAGGUGCAGUGUUCAAUUACUGUAUAUUGGUUUGUGCUGACUUUACUAAACAGGAGAAGUAAUAAACUACAAGUGCAAUUGAGCAUAAUUCAA